This is a messenger RNA of Sinocyclocheilus rhinocerous, 2108 nucleotides long. It is a transcript of the gene ddx59, whose product is annotated as DEAD (Asp-Glu-Ala-Asp) box polypeptide 59. Lineage: Eukaryota; Metazoa; Chordata; Actinopteri; Cypriniformes; Cyprinidae. The coding region runs from base 161 to 1972 and encodes 603 amino acids. Gene Ontology annotation, molecular function: nucleic acid binding; ATP binding; RNA helicase activity. The record is from RefSeq and is a predicted model, not a curated record. The transcript is spliced from 7 exons.
AUGACGUCACAUUUACGCGACCGCUUGGAAACGAUUCCGUUCACAGAUCUGUGGUGAAGUAUGUGACUUAAAGCGUUUCCAAAAGAUAUAUAACCAACGUUUUCCUUUUUUUCGUUUAUUUAUGUUUCGUUAAUAUCGUUGUGGUGAAUGUGGGCAGAAAAUGUUUAUGCCGAGAUCGCUGAAGCUCAAGAGAGCCCCAGAGUCCCAGCAGCAGCAGCAGAACCCCAAGAGAAGCAAAGCGACAUCCGAAGACACUGUUUCUACGUCUCCACCUGAUACCUGUCCUUCAGAUGAGACUGUACAUAUAGAAAAAGAGGAGGAACCCCAUCAGAUAGAGACUGAAGAAGCAGAUGAAGAGGAGGAACCAGUGAAGUCCUUCAAGAAGAACCAGAGAUGGCCAGAGCCAGGAGAGCCCGUGUGUGUCAUGUGCGGUCGAUAUGGAGAAUACAUCUGCGAUAAAACAGACAACGAUGUCUGCAGCCUGGAGUGUAAAGCCAGUCAUCUGGCUAAAAUGUGCUUGGAUUUCGGAGAGAAGGUGUUUUCUAUAGAUCUGCAGGAGGGUCCAGAGAGCUCUAGUGCAGCAGACACUGAGCUCAGUUACUCUUACAAGGAGGAUGUGUUCAUAUCUGAACUGACUGAGGAGCAGGUUGAGAGGGUUAAAACCGAGCUGGCGAUAGUGACUGCUGGCACUGAGGUCUGUAGACCCAUUAUAGAGUUUGAACACUGUAACUUUCCCACAGCGCUCAGGCUCAACCUGAAGAAAGCCGGGUAUGAGGCUCCCACUCCCAUCCAGAUGCAGAUGCUGCCUGUUGGUUUGAAUGGCAGAGAUGUGAUUGCCUCUGCAGAUACAGGCUCUGGAAAGACGGUCGCCUUCCUUCUUCCAGUGGUCAUGCAUUCUCUCCAGAGCCGAACUGCUUCUCCAUCUUGUCCCACAUGUCUCAUCCUGACCCCGACCAGAGAGCUGGCCAUCCAGAUAGAGAAGCAGACGAAAGAGCUGGUGAUGAGUCUGCCCAACAUGAGAACUGCUCUUCUGGUGGGGGGGAUGCCUUUACCCCCUCAGCUGCAUCGACUCAAGCAGAAUAUCAAGAUAGUAAUAGCCACUCCAGGACGCCUCCUUGAGAUCCUGAAGCAGAAGGCUGUACGGCUGGAUAACAUCAGGGCCGUUGUGGUUGAUGAGGCGGAUACCAUGCUGAAGAUGGGAUUCCAGCAACAGGUUCUUGAAAUUUUGGAGCAGGUCCCUGAAGAGCAUCAGACGCUGUUGACGUCAGCCACCAUUCCCAAAGGAACAGAACAGCUAGCGGCUCGUCUCACCCGCGAGCCUGUGAGCAUUACCAUCGGUCAGAAGAACCAACCCUGCUCCAACGUCCGUCAGAUCGUCCUCUGGGUGGAAGAGCCGUCAAAGAAAAAGAAGCUCUUUGAGAUUUUUGACUUAAAGCUGUACCAGCCACCGGUAGUUGUGUUUGUGGACUGCAAACUUGGGGCCGAUUUGCUGUGUGAAGCUGUGCAAAAGGUCAUGGGAUUAAACACAGUCGCUAUUCACUCAGACAAGAUGCAGUGGGAACGCAACAAAAUUGUAAAGGGUCUACUUGAGGGCCAGUUUGAAGUGGUGGUCAGCACUGGGAUUCUCGGUAGAGGACUGGACCUGGUCAAUGUUAAGCUUGUAGUGAACUUUGACAUGCCAGCUAACAUGGAUGAAUAUGUUCAUCAGAUUGGUCGAGCAGGUCGACUGGGCCACAGAGGCACCGCCAUCACCUUCAUGAAUAACAACAACAAGUGGCUGUUUCUGGACAUUGUGAACAGAGUGAAACCCACGGGCUCCAUCCUGCCGCCACAGCUCCUCAACUCCCCACAUCUGCACGAACAGCAGAGGAGAGCCACACAGAGGAGCAGCCGUGGAGAAGACGUCCUUGUAUCCAAGAGCAACCUCAUCGACAUCAUCAGGAAGCAUGACAAAAGAUCUGCCAAGAAAUAACAAGCAAAUAUAUGUAUUGCUAAAUGUUUUGUUGCUGCUUUUGUAAUUUGUAUUUUCUAUAAAUGCUACAAGUGAAUGGAAAAAAACGUCCCUUCUGAUUGUCUCCAAUAUAAUUACACACACAAUAAUAAUGUCA